Molecule: messenger RNA, 2163 nt
Organism: Penicilliopsis zonata CBS 506.65
Lineage: Eukaryota; Fungi; Ascomycota; Eurotiomycetes; Eurotiales; Aspergillaceae
Exons: 4
Coding region: 1-2163 (720 amino acids)
Biological process (GO): ceramide catabolic process; long-chain fatty acid biosynthetic process; sphingosine biosynthetic process
Cellular component (GO): extracellular region
Molecular function (GO): N-acylsphingosine amidohydrolase activity
Source: RefSeq, a predicted model, not a curated record
AUGGCCAGUCUAACUAAGUCUGACAGACAUAUUCUAUCAGUAACAACAUACAACAUGCUCCUCCUAGUCCUGCUCUUCGUCUGGGGCUGUUCUGCCACCUACAAGAUCGGCGUCGGCAAGUCAGACAUAACGGGGCCCGUCGUCGAGGUGAAUUUCAUGGGAUACGCUUACCUCAGCCAGGUGGGCACCGGCUUACGUCAGCGGCUGUUCGCCCGGGCGUUCAUCGUCGGCGACGUCGACGACGCCAACAACUGCUUCGUCUACGUCAACCUGGACACGGCGUGCGGCGACACGGCCGUCCGGUACGGCAUCCUGGACGCGCUGGCGGCGCUGGGCAGCGAGUAUGCCGUGUACGGGCAGCAGAACGUCGCCGUGGUGGGCACGCACCAGCACUCGGGCCCGGGGGCGUGGAUGAACUACCUGCUGCCGCAGGUGACGAGCCUGGGCUUCGACCAGCAGAGCUACGAGGCGAUCGUGACGGGCGCGGUGGCGGCGAUCCGCCAGGCGCACGAGUCGCUGACGGAGGGCUCUCUGGCCGUCGCGACGACCAACGUCACCGACGCCAACAUCAACCGCAGCCUGUACGCGUACCUGAACAACCCGGCGGCCGAGCGGGCGCGGUACACCAGCAGCACGGACGAGACGAUGACCAUGCUGCGCUUCCGGCGGGCGUCGGAUGGUCUGGACGUGGGCGUGCUGGUCUGGUUCGCGGUGCACGGCACCAGCGCGUACGAGAACAACACGCACGUCACCGCCGACAACAAGGGGGUCGCCGAGUACCUGUUCGAGAAGGCCAUGGCAGACGCGGCCAGCGCGGCCGACGGCUUUGUCGCCGCCUUUACGCAGUCGUCGGUGGGCGACUCGUCGCCCAACGUGCUCGGGGCGUGGUGCGACGACGGCUCGCCCUGUUCGUUCGAGAACAGCACCUGCGACGGCGUGGCGGGCUCAUGCCAUGGACGAGGCCCGGCGUUUCGCGCCCUCGACCUGGGCAUCACCAGCUGCUACGAGAUCGGCCGGCGGCAGUUUGCCCCCGCGCUGCAGCUGUACGAGACCUUCGACAGCGUGGCGACCGCGCUGACCGAUCCCUCCGUCAGAGCCUUCCACUUCUUCCACCAGAUGGACGGCUUCACCUUUGCCCUGCCCAACGGCACCGAGGUGGCCACCUGCGCCGCCGCGCUGGGCUACUCCUUUGCCGCGGGCACGACCGACGGGCCCGGCCCGUUCGACUUCACCCAGGCCGACUCGGGCGUCGCAGACGCCAACCCGCUGUGGGCGGUGGUCAGCGAUCUGCUGGAGACGCCCACCGCGGCGCAGGUGGCCUGCCAGGCGCCCAAGCCCAUCCUGCUGGACGUCGGGCAGAUGACGGAGCCGUACGCGUGGGCGCCCAACAUCGUCGACGUGCAGCUGCUGCGCGUCGGCCAGCUGAUCGUCAUCGUCUCGCCCAGCGAGGUCACCACCAUGUCCGGGCGGAGAUGGAAGGACGCCAUCCGCACCGCCGCCGUCGAGCAAGGCGUCGUCGCCGCCGACGUGGACCCUAUCGUCGUCGUCUCCUCGCCGGCCAACACGUACGCGCACUACGUCGCCACGCCCGAGGAAUACGCCAUCCAGCGCUACGAGGGGGCGUCCACGCUGUACGGACCAUGGCAGCUGCCGGCCUACAUCAACCUCACGGUCAGCAACAUCGGCUAUCUCGUCGCUGGCGCAGGAUCCCCGGCGGAGGGGACCUACCCGCCCGACAACCGGAACGUCAGUCUGGACUUCAUCGCCGGCGUGGUCUACGACAGCCCGCCGCUCGGGUACGCGUUUGGCGACGUGCUGGUGCAGCCGGCGAGCUCGUAUGCUGCCGGCGAGGUGGUCAACGCGACCUUUGUCGGUGCCAACCCGCGCAACAACCUCCGGCUGGGCGAGACCUUUGCCGCCGUCGAACAGGCCGUCGCUGACGUCUGGACGGUCGUCAUGGACGACUGGGACUGGUACCUCGAGUAUACGUGGGCGCAGACGGACGUCCUCCUCGGCAGCAGCCAGGUGGUUGUCUCGUGGGAGACGCAGGAUCCAGCGCCGGGAGUGUAUCGGAUGCAUUAUUAUGGCGAUUGGAAGGAUGUUUUGGGGACUGUCACUUCCUUUGAGAGUGUUUCCACCAACUUUACCAUCAGCGGUACUUAG